Sceloporus undulatus (fence lizard) is the source of this 3685-nucleotide messenger RNA. RefSeq names its product EF-hand domain family member D2 (gene EFHD2). The record is from RefSeq and is a predicted model, not a curated record. Bases 78 to 809 code for a protein of 243 amino acids. NCBI's taxonomy places the organism in Eukaryota, Metazoa, Chordata, Lepidosauria, Squamata, Phrynosomatidae. The transcript is spliced from 4 exons. Gene Ontology annotation, molecular function: calcium ion binding.
AGCCCAGCAGCAGCAGCAGUCACCAGUCAGUCCACUACUAGCCUUGGUUGGCUUGCCUUCAGAGGGCCACUGCUAGCAUGGCCACCGAGGAGCUGGCCAGCAAGCUGCACCGCAGGCUGCAGGUGGGCGAAGAGGGGCAAGAAGAGGGCCCUCCCAAUGGGCAGCCCCCCGAGGAAGCCCAGCCCCAGCAGCAGGAGCAGGAGCAGGAGGAGAGCAGGCUGGGCGCCGGGGCCGACGGGGAGCUGGGUGCCAAGCUGCUCCAGCGCCGCUCCUCCCCGCAGCACUCGCCCAAAGGAGGAGGCCAGCAGCAUCCGCGGGUCUUCAGCCCCUACACCGAGUUCCGAGAGUUCUCCCGGAGGCAGAUCAAGCAGAUGGAGGGCCUCUUCCGAGAGUACGAUGCUGGGAAGGAUGGCUUCAUUGACCUGAUGGAGCUGAAGCUGAUGAUGGAGAAACUCGGUGCUCCUCAGACGCACCUUGGACUGAAAAACAUGAUCAAGGAGGUGGAUGAAGACUUCGAUGGGAAACUCAGCUUCCGGGAGUUUCUCCUGAUCUUCCGGAAAGCCGCGGCGGGCGAAUUGGAGGAAGACAGUGGCCUGCAUGCUUUGGCCCGGCUGUCAGAGAUCGAUGUCUCGACAGAAGGUGUCAAGGGGGCCAAAAGCUUCUUCGAGGCCAAAGUCCAAGCCAUGAACGUCACCAGCCGCUUUGAAGAAGAGAUCAAGGCAGAGCAAGAGGAGAAGCGGCGCCAGGCGGAGGAGAUGAAGCAAAGGAAAGCGGCCUUCAAAGAGCUCCAGUCGGCGUUCAAGCAAUGACCGCACAAGAUGGGGCCGGAGCGGUACUUGGGGCCAAAGCACUCCCAGAGGAGUCCUCCCGCUGAAAAUGGGGAGCCGUUGGAAAUGGCUGGCGGCAGUUGGGUUCCCAUCUUUGUGCCUUGAACAGCCGUUUGAUCCGCUCACACGGAGGCAUCGCCUUCGUCCUCCAGAAGCAUCGCAGAUCGAGCGGCCGCUGAAGGCACAAGCAUGGGCCAGGGGUUUCCUGGUUAGUUGGCGGCUCUGCAUAGUUUGCUGGAAAGAACUGCAUCUGAAUCUUGGAGCCUUUCAGGCUUUUCCGCCUCUGAAACCAUCCCUCUUUGCCUUGCGCUGUUUUUCAUUGGCCUGUAAAUAACUGCAGGGGGAAGAUAGAAAUCCCUCAUCCGCAUGUCUGUGGGCCAGUGCUGUAUUUUUCCCUGUGAAUGAUGUCUCUUUGUCUGGUGGGCGUUCUCUAACCAUUGGUGUGUCUUGAACCCAGGCAUUGCACAUCUGACUUGUGUGUCAUGUUAUAUACCAGCCAAUGGUACGGUGAUCACUGUGGUCAUAAUGUGAAGUCGAAGGCUUUCACGGCCGGCAUCCGUAGUUCUUUUGUGGGUUUUCUGGCUGUGUGGCCAUGCUCUAGAAGAGUUUAUUCCUGGUGUUUCGCCAGCAUCUGUGGCUGCCAUCUUUGGAGAAUGCAUUCUCUAAAAAUGCUAGCGAAACGUCAGGAAUAAACUCUUCUAGAGCAUGGCCACACAGCCAGAAAAACCCAUAAGAAACUAUACAGUUCUAGGAGGCAAAGCACUGUGGCGGUUUGUGGCUUCCAUGUCAGUGGGGCAAUGAAUCCAUUCCAGGACUUUAAAGGAGCUAUCCAAGCUGUUGCUGAACUAUGGCUAGCAUUCUAUUAGUGCAAAUGUAAGUCCACCUUACACUUAUGUACAGUAUGCAGUCAGCCCUCUGCAUUUGCACCUUUGCCUUUUGUGGAUUUGAUUAUUUGUGGUUUGGAUUACUAUAUUUUUUCUAGGUAUCUCUCAGUCUUCCCGCGCAACUCUGCCAGACGUUGACCAUAGAGUUGGCCUGGAGAACCUAGGAGUUCCCAAAGAAAACACUUCUCUAGGCAUUUGUAGGUCCUUCAGCAUGAUUCUAGGAUCAACCUCUGCCAGACGUUGAGCAUGGAGUUGCACUGGAAGAUCUGGAGAUAUUCUUUCAGGCAAAAAGAAGAGCGGGGUUUUUUUAAUCUGCAGUUCUUUUCACAUCCGCGGGGGUCUUUAAACCCAGAGAUAAGGGUUUCAUGUUUAAGUCUAGAAAUACUAGUCAAAAAAUUGGCCCCAAAAAACUGAGUCAAUUUGUUCAUGGCUCUAUUGAAGAACUAACUCAUAGAUAUGAUGAUAUGAUAUAUACAGUAUGAGUUAGCUUUCAGGACAUAUACUCUUGUCUUUCACCUUUUACCAUCCCCUGGUAAAAGGCAAGAGUAUAAUAUGUCCUGAAAGCACUGGCAUCCUCAGUCACCCAGCCUUUUGUGUGAGCACAAAUAGUGCCAUAAUUUUAUAAGGUGUUUUUUUAGCAUUAUUUUCCUUUGCUUUGUCCUUUCCUUUGCUUUUACAUCCUUCCUUCCGUGCACCUAGGUUUUACCCUCGACUUCAUAUCAAAAUCCAUAAUUUUGACCCCAAAGCCUGCCCUCGACUUAUACGUGAGGUUGACUUAUAGUCAAGUAUACAGUAUGUAAUUUUUUGAUAGCUGAGGAGGCUGAUAUGCUCUUCCUAUCUCUGCGAUGUCCAAAGAUAACUUCCUGGGCUCACAGUUGCAUCCGAUAGACCUCCUUCCACAGCUAUUCCAUGCUGGAGGAGAGCAAGGAGGAACAGGAGAAGCGUCCGUCUAUGUUCCUGUACCCAGAUGCAAUUUGGAGACAUCAUCCAUUUGUACUUGUAGCAGAUGGCGGUGCAACGUAUCCUCAGUUUGCAUCUGGCUAUGUUCCUAUGUUCAGAUGCAAACUGAAGACAUCUCUCACCAAUGUCAGCUAUGGUCCUUCAGAGGUCUCCGUGGAUGAUAGGAACAUAGCCAGGCUGUCUCUGAUCUUUCUCGCUCUUCGCCACGACACGACGGAGGACUAUCAAAGUGUAGUUGCAAAUCCUGAGGGUUGCAAGACAACAAAGUUCCAUAUUUUGCAACUCUGAUGCUAUUCUCAGCCAUGUUGAAUCUCAGCCUAUGUCCCCCCAAACUAGGUUCAGCAGCAUGGAGAGCUCUUUCCAAGAUACCUGAGGAAGAGGUAGGAUACAAAUACAAUAUUAUUAGUAUAAUUAUUACUACUACCUGGAAUGGAUUCCUCACCCCACCGACACGAAGGGCACCAACAGCCACUGGCAGUGGGUACCAAAGGGACCCCCUCCGUCUGACAGAUGGUAGUUGUGCAAAAAAGAAAAGGUACAGCUCUUGCGUGUACACAAUCUCUUCCAGAGAAGAAUGCUUUAAUGGUUCACUUUAAAAAGCCCUGUGCUUGAAGCGUUGCCAAAUAAUAAUAAUAAUACUGGGGCAGGGAGAGAAAUGUAAAAAAGCAAUGGGAUGUAGCAGUUGUGAGCGGCCAGCAGAAUGAUGUCUCUUCCCUUCUCUUUAUCCUCGCUCAACUUAGUGGUGGCACCUUGGACCGUCUGAUGUGUCCAAAGUUAUUAUCUGAGUGGGAAAAGGUUGGGAUGCUGCUCGCCAUGCUACUAUCUCUAUCACACACCCCAAACAUUGGAAGCACCUUUGUGCAACCAUAUCUCAGCCCAAACGGUGACGGCAAGUGCUGUCGCAUCUCUUCCCGUCUCCAUUUUGGCUAAAUAUGGGGUAUUUUUGGUGCAUGGACGGGCAGGGAUACCCAUGGGAUCCGGUUGGCACAACUGGCCUUUUAUAAAGUCCAUCCA